This is a messenger RNA of Penicillium diatomitis, 1062 nucleotides long. RefSeq names its product protein transporter YIF1. The coding region runs from base 1 to 1062 and encodes 353 amino acids. The transcript has 3 exons. Lineage: Eukaryota; Fungi; Ascomycota; Eurotiomycetes; Eurotiales; Aspergillaceae. Gene Ontology annotation, cellular component: endoplasmic reticulum membrane; Golgi membrane; endoplasmic reticulum-Golgi intermediate compartment. Gene Ontology annotation, biological process: endoplasmic reticulum to Golgi vesicle-mediated transport. The record is from RefSeq and is a predicted model, not a curated record.
AUGUACCGGGGCUCCUUUGCACCGCCGCCUGCGCAAUCGCCGCCUCUCCAUCACCCUGUCCCGCAACAUGUGUCCACCGUGCCAAUGAUGCGAUCACCACCUCCUCCGUCAUCCCAGCAGACACCGAACGCCGGCUAUGGCGGCGGGGGCAAUCCAUAUCAGCCUUCAUCUGCACAAGGAGGUGGCAGCGCUUACGAGCCCGGAUUUGGUGGGUUCAUGAGUGACCCUACCGCACAAAUGGGAUUCCAGGUCGGCCAGACCGCGAUGAAGGCAGGCCAGGAAUAUGUCGAGCAAAACUUUAAUCGUUACAUUUCAAUCCCUGCAUUGAAACAUUACUUCAAUGUCUCCAAUUCGUAUGUCUUGAGGAAAAUCGCACUCGUCCUCUUCCCAUGGCGACACAAACCCUGGUCACGCCAACAAGCCCGAAUUUCCGGCAAUGCCACUGGCCCCAAUGGUCAAAUCAUUCAACAACAAUACUCUUCCAUGUUCCUGCCGCCGCGAGACGAUCUCAACUCCCCUGACAUGUAUAUUCCCGUGAUGGCGCUUGUCACAUACAUUCUACUCUCGGUGCUACUGGCUGGAUUCCGCGGAAAUUUCCACCCGGAGCUCCUGGGGUCAAUCACAACUACAGCUAUUGCGGUCAUUGUCUUCGAGAUUCUGUGUCUGAAGAUGGCCAUGUAUAUCCUGAGUAUCAACAACGACUCCCAGCUGCUCGAUUUAGUCGCAUACUCGGGCUACAAAUUUGUUGGCAUUAUCAUGACCCUGGUCGCGUCGGAAAUACUUACACCUGAACGUGGUACGAGCGGUUGGGUUGGCUGGACGGUGUUCGUCUACACCUUUUUGGCGAAUGCCUUUUUCCUGCUUCGUUCAUUAAAGUACGUUCUGCUACCCGACUCGACUGACUCAGCGAUGCGCAACGGUGGCAUGCAUACCGUUGCGCGGUCCCAACGAAACCGCCGGACUCAGUUUCUGUUUGUGUACUCGUACCUCAUUCAGUUCGUCUUCAUGUGGGUUCUGAGUCGUGAGGGGCCGUCUUCGGCGAAGACAAGUGUCAGCUCCUGA